This is a messenger RNA of Aspergillus mulundensis, 2991 nucleotides long. RefSeq names its product putative SNARE-dependent exocytosis protein (Sro7). Gene Ontology annotation, cellular component: cytoplasm; plasma membrane. The record is from RefSeq and is a predicted model, not a curated record. The coding region runs from base 1 to 2991 and encodes 996 amino acids. Gene Ontology annotation, molecular function: myosin II binding; GTPase activator activity; syntaxin binding. Lineage: Eukaryota; Fungi; Ascomycota; Eurotiomycetes; Eurotiales; Aspergillaceae. The transcript has 7 exons. Gene Ontology annotation, biological process: establishment of cell polarity; regulation of exocytosis; regulation of protein secretion.
AUGGCUCAUUUCCUAAGGGGAAAGCAAGCCGGUAUACAAAAGGACUUCUCCGGCAGUCUCGCGCCAGAGCUAUUCGAUAUCGAUGAUGUCCUGAGGUGUGGUAUCAAUUCCCAGACAAGCGCUCUCGCCUACGAUCCGGUCCAGUCCCUUCUCGCGGUCGGUACCAGCGAGUCGCAGUUUGGCCUGGGGCAAAUCUACGUUUUCGGCCAGGGACGAGUCUCCGUCACCUUCUCCUUGCCUCGAAAGGCUUCCGCAAAGUUUCUACAAUUCUGCGGGGACAAACUCAUUAGCGUCGACUCGAAGAGCGAAAUCAGCGUCUUCUCCCUACAAACGAAGCAACUACUUGUCUCAUACGCUCCACCGAGCCACGCCAGCGCACUGCUCUCCGACCCCAGUCUCGACUAUGCGUUCAUCGGAUUACAGAAUGGCGACGUUAUCGCUUACGAUCUUGACCGUGAAACCGUGACCCCGUUUAGAAUACCCAACUUAUGGGCUGCGCGCAAUCCCCGAGCUCGCAUUUGCCCCGUCAUUAGCCUGGCCUUCUCACCCCGUGACAUCGGCAAGGUUCUUAUUGGGUAUCCUGAUGGUGCGGUUACAUUUUCGUUCAAACAAAACGUCGCGCAGCAUUACUUCGAGUAUGAAGUACCGCCAGGCGCCUUAGGCGGAAAUGGCAAUGUUCCGUCGAGGGAUGCGCGGAGGCCGAGACUGACAAAAGCGCUAUGGCACCCGAACGGCAUAUUUAUUCUCACGGUUCACGACGACAAUAGUUUGGUUUUCUGGGACACUAAAGACGGCCGCAAGCUUCUAGCCAGGUCUAUAACGACGGCCAACAUCGACCAGCCUGGUAUUGCUCCCGAACGGCCUUCCACAUCGGAUUCGGCCGUCGGCUUCAAAGACCCCAUCACGGACAUUGCUUGGUGCGUAAAGGCAAAUGGCGAUGACAGUGGUCUCUUGAUCGCCGGUGGCAAGCCGAAGGAUGAGAAAAGCAAGAAUCUUACCUUCAUCGACUUCGGGUCGUCGCCUAACUACCAAACAUCCUCUUGGGCCAUGAUCAACACUUACUUAGAGAACCCAAAAUCCGUUGCAGAACUUCCUAUUCCGCCAGGUGCUGAAGUUGUCAAUUUUUGCCUCAUUCCCCGCAGUUCUCCCUACUAUGCAGGUGCUCACGACCCAAUCGCGGUUCUUGCCCUCUUAACCUCGGGAGAGUUGAUUACACUAAGCUUCCCAAGCGGACAUCCUAUCCCACCUACUAACAUGCUACCGUCCUCUCUCACGCUUGUUCAUCCAUUUGUAAACAAAAUCACACUGACUCCAGUUGAGCGUGCCGCUUGGUUGGGGCUGAAGGAACGAAGAUCUCAAGGACCAAAAUUUAUCCUUGGUGGCGCAGAAGCAAGAAAGCACCUCAAACGCCUGGAGAGCCGCAAUAUCAUCACGGCAGCUCAUGCAGACGGCACCGUCCGGGUCUGGGAUGUCGGGCACAACGAUGAGAUUGAAAACUCGGAAUCGAUUCAAGUCGAUUUGGCCCGUGCUCUGGGCCGCGUCGGAGUGGCCGAUGUCACAGAGAUGUCCUUUGGAGGCUCUAGUGGGGAGCUAUCCGUUGGACUCAGGAGCGGCGAAGUUGCAAUAUUCCGAUGGGGCAGCAACAAGGACUUUGGCUUGGAGUCACCCCCCGGGGCCAACAAUGGGCCUGGAGAGCUUACCAACAUCACACAUAGAACCGAUCCCAGCCUAAAGCAGGGCCUUUUGCCUUUGACUCUCCUGGAUAUGCAACAGGGACAAGUGACUGCGCUAAAGCAUAGUCCGAUCGGGUUUGUUGCUGCUGGGUUCGAGGGUGGACGUAUCGCCAUUAUCGACUUGCGUGGGCCAGCCAUCAUCCACACGGCGACUUUGUCGGAGUUGUCUAAGCAGAAUAAGCGCAGCAGUUUCCUCAAGUCUCGCAGCUCUAGUGAGACUGUCCCGGAAGUACCCACGAAUAUCGAGUUUGGAAUCAUGACUCUAGAGGGCGAAGAAUUCUCCAGUAUCUGCUGUUUUGUGGGAACAAACAGAGGCAACCUGGCAACAUUCAAGAUCGUUCCGUCGGGCGGAGGUAGCUUUACAGCCUCAUUUGCAGGCGCGGUUGCAUUGGAUGAUAAAAUCAUCAACAUCAUACCCAUCAACGCUGAUGACGGCAGCCUAGCAUUAGCUACUGGCGAUGCUUUUGCAGGCUUAAGGAACGGGACUAGGAUUCACGGCGCAGUGGUUGCGGUCACCACCAACGGUUGCAGAAUCUUCAAGCCUGCCACGUCCAAGGGCGCGCACCGCUCUUGGGAUGAUUAUCUCUGCGACUCUGCCUCUGUUGUCAACCUUCCGGGCCGAGGAUACAGUCUAGUCGGACUGUUUGGUGAUGGCAACACUCGAGCAUUCUCCAUCCCCGGGCUCAAGGAGAUUGGUUGCGCCAAAAUCGGGCAUAUGGCUGACAUGAGUCGCCUAUCUCAGUCCACUGUCGCGCCCAACGGCAGCGUUCUUUUCUGGACAAGUCCGUCCGAAGUAGGGCUACUCAACGUUUGGGGCGCCGGUAUCGAACUUCCACCGUCGGAGGACCAGCUGUUCAAUCCCCAAGCAGUACCCCCUCCUCGACCUACAAUUACCAAUCUGCAGUGGAUCUCUGGUACUCAAUACAUCUCGACGGCCGACAUGGAUAUCCUGAUCGGAGGCCCCGAUCGACCGCCGUCGAAACAAAUGGUAGAGCAGAUGCGACUUGAAGAUCAAGAGCGCCGACAAGCCGCUAGAGAAGGCAGAGCGGCUCCGCGACAAAACACCAACGAGGAAGGAUACCUUGCGUACAUGCAGCGCCAGAUGCAAGAACGUACCGAGAAACUUUCGUUCGCUGGCGAUAACAUGGACAGGCUGGAGGAGACGAGCAGCGGCUGGGCGAGGGACGUCAACAAGUACGUCCAGAACCAGAAGAAGAAAGCGGUUCUUGGUAUUCUCGGGUCCAAAUUCGGAUUAUAA